Aplosporella prunicola CBS 121167 is the source of this 936-nucleotide messenger RNA. RefSeq lists its product as uncharacterized. NCBI's taxonomy places the organism in Eukaryota, Fungi, Ascomycota, Dothideomycetes, Botryosphaeriales, Aplosporellaceae. The record is from RefSeq and is a predicted model, not a curated record. The transcript is spliced from 2 exons. The coding region runs from base 253 to 897 and encodes 214 amino acids.
UUUCAGGCCUUCAUCCUUUGGUCCUUCGUGCGCGCACGCACGAGCCGCCGCUGUCGGCCUGACACCCUGGCUGGCGCCCUGACGCGCGGCAGUAGUCGAAGUUUUCGGGUAGUUGGGCUUUGGUUUUGGCUACUUAGUUAGUCCGCAGUGCCGCGGAGUUGCUAUUGGCGGCUUUUGGUUGGUUAGGUGGUUAGUUAGUUAGCGAGACCGAGACCGGAACCGGGACCGGGUUUGGUUACGUAUGGAACGGCAAUGGCAACGCUCUUGGCGGCGAGGUGCGCUGCGCGCUUUGUAGAGUACCUCCAGACAGACAUCCAGGCAGCCAGCCAGCACCCAGACAGGCCGCCCACACACGGCCUCCGCUCCCCACGCCAGCACGAGCACGAGCACGAGCACACCCAGUCUCAGCCUCACUCCCUCACUGCCUCCCUGCCUCCCUGUCCUCCUCGCGCAUUCGUCGCUUUCCUAAUUCGAUACUCAGGGCGCAUCGCAGCGCAUCUCAUCUCAUCUCUGCGCGCAUCCGUGCGCCGCUGCCCCUGUCGCUCUUUACCGUUACCUACCACUCGCACACAGCCCUGUCCUGCAGUCUCCGCUUGUCUCCGUCUCGCCUCGCCGAGGCGAGCUCUCCCGCUGAUGAUACUUAGGCAGGUGGCAGGCACCGUGGGCACCGAGACGAGUCCCCUCACUCAUACACACCGACACUCGCGCGCGAACAAAAAGUCAGCAACACAGACGCCGACGCAAGCCGUCCUUCUGUCUGUCAGUCAGUCGGUCACCGACACUGCAAGCUGCGACACACACACAUCGAGCGUGCGGUGGCAGUGCGCUCACCACACACAUACAAUACACACAUACAACGCAACCCAUGUCUUACAGCAGUCGAUCGCGCGUCCGUAGUACUGCGUACGCAAACAGCAGCAGCAGCAGCAGGCACGC